Molecule: messenger RNA, 1479 nt
Organism: Mytilus trossulus (common blue mussel)
Lineage: Eukaryota; Metazoa; Mollusca; Bivalvia; Mytilida; Mytilidae
Product: autophagy protein 5-like
Exons: 8
Coding region: 184-1002 (272 amino acids)
Biological process (GO): cellular response to nitrogen starvation; C-terminal protein lipidation; autophagosome assembly
Cellular component (GO): phagophore assembly site membrane; cytoplasm; Atg12-Atg5-Atg16 complex
Molecular function (GO): Atg8-family ligase activity
Source: RefSeq, a predicted model, not a curated record
UUGUUUCAAACUCUUCACAAUUUAUUUCCUUGUGAAGAUUUUUCAUCGACAAUCGCUGAAUCAGUGAUGCAAUUUCACAUAAAUGACGGUCUUAAUCUAAAGAAGUGACAACAUAUGGAUGAUGCUGUUCUUGUUUUUAUCAAUUUUGAUAACCUGGUGAUUAAAAAGUAAUGUACUAAUGUCAUGGCAGACGAUCGUGAGAUUUUAAGGGAAUUAUGGGAAGGAAGAAUCCCUGUAAGAUUUUCACUGCCUUUGGAGGAGGUUGAUUCUGGUGAGGAACCAGAGUCUAUUUAUCUUAUGUUACCUAGACUAAGUUAUUUCCCCUUGGUGACAGACAGAGUUAACAAGCAUUUUUCAAAAUAUGUUAAUCAGGAAGAGGCAACAGAGAUGUGGCUAGCCUAUUCUGAACAACCGCUGAAAUGGCACUAUCCAAUAGGUGUAUUAUAUGACUUAUAUGGUGAUAAAGACUCAACACCUUGGAAUAUUACAGUGCAUUUUCAGGAUUUCCCAGAGGAUGAGAUAUUACAUUGUCCUAGUAAAGAAGCCGUAGAGUCCCAGUUUAUGUCUAUGGUGAAGGAAGCCGAUUCCUUAAAACACCGAGCACAGAUCAUUAAUAAUAUGCAGAAAAGAGACCACAAACAGUUAUGGACAGCACUAUUACAUGACAGAUAUGACCAAUUUUGGUCAGUAAAUAAAAAAUUAAUGGAAUCAUCAGGUGACGACAUGUUCAAAUACAUUCCUUUUAGAAUAUAUCAGAUUGAUAUACCAAAUAUUCAGAAAAUAUUUAAACCAUGCAAUACAGAGGGAGAAGAACAAAAUUUAGGGGAGUUACUACAUGAAUGUGUUCCACAUUUGUGGGAGGAAGAUAAAUUUACAAAGAGAGUAGUUACACACGGUAUAGAAAUGACAUUAAAUACUCCAGUAUUGUGGUUGUCCCAGAAUUUUAGUUACCCAGACAAUUUUCUGCAUAUAUGUUUACUGGACAAAACGGACACAGGAUGAUACAGAGAGUUCAAAAUCUAGGUCUAUUUAUUUUAAUUCUUGUGAUUUGAGUAAUUUCUUUGUGAUUCUUCAAAUGAAUAUAUUGAACUGUAUCAGUUAAAGAUAUGUGACACAGAUUCUGAUGAAAUGUGAUUUUUAAAAUAUGAUGAUAAUGAACGAUAGCAAUUCAGAGUCAGUGGUUAGAUGAAAGCCUGAAGUUUUCUUGAAUGUUUAGUUGAUGAAAAUCACAGAGAUGGAAAAAGCUAGAUUUCUGAAAAAAAUAACACAUUAGGACUGCUGGAUUUCACAUACGAUUUUGAACAUUGGUGUGGAUGUGUUAUGUCUCUUCCAUUCUAUGUAGUUAUCUUUAUAAGACAGUAAUGUGUAAGAAAGACAACAGAUAGUAAGAGAUAAAUGGAGCUUUGUUUUUAAGGUUGCAGAAUACAUAUAUAUUUGAAUGUCUAGAAAAAUCCAAAGAUCAUAACAUUUUUCAUUUAA